Scatophagus argus is the source of this 2373-nucleotide messenger RNA. Its product is annotated as zinc finger CCHC domain-containing protein 7-like. Gene Ontology annotation, molecular function: nucleic acid binding; zinc ion binding. The coding region runs from base 466 to 1920 and encodes 484 amino acids. Lineage: Eukaryota; Metazoa; Chordata; Actinopteri; Scatophagidae. The record is from RefSeq and is a predicted model, not a curated record. The transcript has 8 exons.
UAUAAAGGCCCGGAAACUCCGGGUAAGCGCUUCAUGCUUCAAACAUGUAAACAAGAACGAAGUAACAACUAUUUCAUUUGUCGACAGGGAACGAAUAGUAUUGUGUAUUCCGUGAAAUCACAACCUACAUAAAAUGAACUAAAACGGUAAGAGUCCGAAAAUGUCUUUAUAGACUUUAGUUCCCUUGGUUGCGUUCACUUAUUUAGAUAACUGUCUUGGUUACUACAGAGCUAAAGCUAGUUAGCGUUAGCAUAGCGUUGGUUAGCCCACGUGUCAAUAUAUUCUGAAUGUCUUCAUAAAAGUCUCAUAAUAACACGUGUUGAAGAGAAAUAUCUCAAAUAAGCUAUUAAAUUUCUGCUCGGUUAUUAAAGCGUUGGGGUUAAUGAGCCAUUAGUCACCGCUCUUAGCUAGUUGUUCAGUGAGCGUUCGUUAGGUGGUGCUGUUCGUCGUAUAUUAUGGUGUAUUAUGGAUGCUAAGGGAAGCGAAGAUGCUGAUGAUGAUGGAGGCGGCAAAGACGAUCUCUUCUUCAUUGAGGAUCUCGGUAGUUCAGAAAGUGAAGAAGAGCUCACAUUCGGUCGCCAGAAACGAAGCAUCAGCUGUAAACCAGCUUCACGCCUCAGCAGAGAAAGCUCUCCUCCGCUCCUCCUGGCGUUCAGCAUCACUUCUGGACGGGCUGUGCAGAACAGCAACCUGAGUUUGGACUUAGAGGAGGGCGAGGACAGUGACCAGCCCAUCGAGGAGUGGAUGAUCCUCGGAAGAGAGGAGCAGCUGGGAGACUCAAACAUUCAGCUCAACCUGAGCUACUGGAACAGUUCUGAGGGCGACUCUGAGGAUGAAGAUCAGAAUGACAAAUCUUACGUGGAUACAUGGGCUGUUUCAGAGAAGGACAAGUACGGUGCUGAUCAGUCUCUCCCCAUUCGCUAUUUUGUGCCUGGUCGUUUUCUGAACUGUAACAUCUGCAACAGGACGGGACAUCUUGCCAAAAGCUGCUACUACCACAAGCAGAAAUGUUCCACCUGUAUCCUGUGUGGGAUUCAGGGCCACAUUCACAGGGACUGCCCGACUCGUCCCUGCCCCAGCUGUGGCCUGCCUUCACAUGGCCUCAGGCCCUGUGAAAGGCCCCCACUGUGGAACCAACACUGCCAGCGUUGUGGUAUGGCAGGGCACCUGUCUGAUGCCUGCCCUGACACAUGGAGACAGUACCAUUUGACAGUCCGGUUAGAUGUUCCACUCAGGCCACCAAUCUACUCAUUGAAACACAAGAAAUACCCCGCUCAUUGUUACAACUGCUCUGAGAGGGGCCAUUAUGGAUAUGAGUGCACCAAGAGGAGGAUGAUCAGUGGGACUUCUCCUUCACUGCCCUAUGUUUGCCACUACGACACCAUGGAGGACAUCAGCCAGUGUCGUACAGAAAUGCAGAAAAGAACCAAAGAUCUUGUGAGUGCAGGAUCUGUGCAUGACCAGCAACAUGACUGUGAACCAACGGGAGAGUGCGGCGAGGAGAAUCAGACAGUUCAGAGGAGGAGCAAGACAAAGCAGGAGACAUGUAGCCGAGCUGGAAGGAGGAAGACUUGGCCAGAGAGGCGCCGAGAGAGACGGGAGGUGAAGAGACUGAGGAGAGAGGCUCAAGCCAGACGUGAAGGAGGACUACUGGGGAGACCCUGGGGGAACACUGAUGAUGAAGUUUGCUCUGCAGACCCCUUGGGGCCCUCAUUCCGUGGUCUCUGGCAAUCCGCAGCCCCUCCACAGAAGAAGAGGAGGGACGAGGAGGGUGGCAGGAGCAGGAAGAAGAGAGAGACAGAGAGGUGGAAGAAAAGAGGAGGGAUAAAACUGAGAGAUUUAUAUAGCUAUGGUGAGGUAGACAUCUGUAGUGAAAACCUUAUUUCCCCAAAACAAAGAGUACGCCAUCGGAGAAAAUAAUGAGUGAUAGUUUUUGUUUUGUUUUUUUUUUACAUAUGUUUUUUUUAAGUCAUAAGAAAUGCAACUGAUAUCAAAAUUUACUAUCUGUUUUUGACUCAUUUAUUUAUUAUCAGAAAAAAAUGUAGAAUAGCGUAUACAGUUGAAGGAUGAUCACCAUAAGUGUAGCUGAAAUGAAUAUACUUUUGUACUUUAACCAUGCUCUGCAAUGUAUCUACUACAAUGCUGGGACAAUUUUCUACAUACAGUGUUUUGCAGUAUGUUUUUUACAAACUAUGCCUGCUUCACAUGUAUUGUUUGCUAUUAUCAUAAAUAUAAUGCUAGGUUUACAGGAAUAUAGUUUGUCUCAUUACAAUGCUUGAAAUCAGGUCAGUGGCACAGAACUUUGAUGGGGCUUUGUAAAGAAUAAUUUUUAUAUUGUAAAGACGACAAUAAACGUACAUUUCCACUCUUUGA